This is a messenger RNA of Pseudozyma hubeiensis SY62, 2130 nucleotides long. RefSeq lists its product as hypothetical. The coding region runs from base 1 to 2130 and encodes 709 amino acids. The record is from RefSeq and is a predicted model, not a curated record. The transcript has a single exon. NCBI's taxonomy places the organism in Eukaryota, Fungi, Basidiomycota, Ustilaginomycetes, Ustilaginales, Ustilaginaceae.
AUGGUACCUUCGCCCGUGCCUCCCCCGUGCACGGCGCUUCCGCCUACACCAGGUCUGAGCGCCGCUUCGUCGCCUAACCCGAGCACACGCAGGCUCUCGCACCGCGAUAAUAGGACGAGCAGCACUUUGGCCGCACCGAGCAUCCUCAGCAGGAGCAAUCGCAAAUCCUACAAGCCUUCGAGUGUCGCUUUGACGCAGGAAGAGCACGAUGAGUUGGUCCAAAAGAUCCUGGCUGACCUGAAACCAAGACACUUCUCGACCUCCAUCCGCCCCCUUUCCCGUAGAGAGAGACCGGUCAGCGUUGCUUCUUCGAAUCACACCGCGGUGAGCUACAAGAUGGCCAGCAAGGCUGUUGAGAUGCAGCACAGCGACUCUUCCCAAAGCGAUUCGGCAAAGAGCGGCGAAGACGCGAUGGUCAAGAUGUCUUCCUCCGGUUCCAAGGCUUCGACUCCGCAGCUGAGUCAGAGUCGUACACCGACACCGACGACUCCGGGAAGUCCGAUGCUUCGACAAGACAGCAAAGAGAAGGAGGGGCUCAAGAAACACUCGGAUGGUGUGGCCAUGUCGCCCUCUGCUGCUCUGGAGAGUCUUCGUGUGUUGGAGCAGAGCUUCGACAGAUCAGCAUGCAAUUCGCCUCUGAUGGGAAGCCCUGACGCCGAGGACUUUACUAGUACCGUCGUCGGCUCCUCACCUACCAAGGCUGCCCACGACGAAGAUCAAAAGUCGACUUCGCCGCCGCCACCUCCUAGGGUGAAGCGGAGCAGCUCGUACCGUAAGUCUGUGCCGACGAUGGACGAGCUGGCGACCAAUACCGGCCUGGGUAUAGACACCUGCACCAAAUCUUCCCCCUCGCAACCAGCUUCUCCUACCACCAAACAGGAAUCGUCGAGUUGGAUCCGCUCGCUCACCACGCUCGAAGCCGUCCGCGUACUCGCCUUCCAACAAGACGUCGCUGAAGCAUGUGAGAGUCCCACCUUCUCCUCCUCCCCCUCCACCACCAACGUCGAAACGGCCACUUCAGCGGACGAAGUCAACGCACUGAGACUUGCGCUAAAGUUUACACUGGCACGAGCGGAUACGCUGGCAGACGCGCUCAAGCGCACCGCCGAGGAGAAGAUCAAGGUCGAGACCGAGUUGGGUAUCUUGCGCAAGAACGUGCUGUCCAUGUUGGGAAGUCAGAACAUGUUUGGUUCCAUUCAGCACGGCGGCAAGGGAGGGCAAGGCGGGGGUGGAGGUGAAGUGGUUGUUGAGGAGGACGAGGACGAAUUCGAGGAUGCUCGAUCGACGAGGCAGAUGGAGAUGGAUAGUGACCGGGCUGCAGCUGCACAUAUUGUGGCACGGCCAGCGACGGUCGUUCGUCCUUCGCGGGCUAAGCGUGCGAUCAAGGACGGUUCAGCAGCAGCCGCUGCUGCCAAGCCCUCCACCUCUGCCGCUGCCACCGCGACUGUCAAACAGCCCAGUGGCGGAGUGAGCAUCGCCAGCCUGCGGAAGAACACCUCUACCGCCGUCUCAUCCAGCGUCACCCAGCGCUACGAUCCAUCUCGCAAAGCCUCCCACCCGUCCAACGACGUCUCCACCAUCUCCUCCUGCUCCACCUCCUCGCUCGACGACGAUUUCGAGAUGUAUCCCUUCACCUCCCCGCCACCUCGUCGUGCUGCAACCGAAGUCUCCAUGACCGACUUCCUCAACGCCUCCCGCAUGUCCAAAUCCGAGAUCCUCGAUCACGACUCUCGACGACAUCUCGAACAAGACGAUCUGGACCACCACUCUAUCUCCUCGCAUUGGCCCCUCAACCGAACUGUCGCUGGAAUGUCACCCAGCGACUACUCGAAACGCGCCGGUGGUGGGGGAAAGUUCUUCGGUGGAAUCACAAAGUUGAACAAGAGAGCUGCGAGGAGGUCCUCGAGUAUUCUGAAUAUCUCCAAUCCCGUGGCGGCGACGGGGCUGAAGAGAUCCGCCUCAUCGAGCGGUGGCAGCAACGGUUUCGCAAUGCAGUACAGGGAGGAGAGUAUCAUUCCACAGGUCAACGAGAGCAGGUCCAGGGGGACGCGGGGAACGCUUUCGCUCAGUGAGGCGUUGAGGGACAGUCUCGAGAAGAAUAGCUUGAGAGAGGCUGGUAUUCGCGCUUGA